Molecule: messenger RNA, 1198 nt
Organism: Hemiscyllium ocellatum (epaulette shark)
Lineage: Eukaryota; Metazoa; Chordata; Chondrichthyes; Orectolobiformes; Hemiscylliidae
Gene: etnk1
Product: ethanolamine kinase 1
Exons: 8
Coding region: 16-1098 (360 amino acids)
Biological process (GO): phosphatidylethanolamine biosynthetic process
Cellular component (GO): cytoplasm
Molecular function (GO): ethanolamine kinase activity
Source: RefSeq, a predicted model, not a curated record
GAAGCUAGCGACGCCAUGGCGAGUUACAUCCACGUACCGCCCGUGGCGUCCCCUGUCCCCAGGUUGUACAUCACCGUCGACCAACAGGACAUGGCAGCUGGCUCCCUGCGGCUCAUGAAAGAACUGAGGCCGCACUGGGACCCGGCUCAGGUCAGACUGAAGGUGUUCACAGAUGGUAUUACGAACAAACUUGUUGCUUGUUAUGUUGAUGAUUCAUUAGACGAUGUUGUUUUGGUAAGGGUGUAUGGCAACAAGACAGAGUUGUUUGUUGAUCGUGAAAACGAGGUGAAGAGCUUUCAGGUCCUGCAUGCUCAUGGCUGUGCACCACAGCUCUACUGCACCUUUCAGAAUGGACUGUGUUAUAUGUUUAUGGAAGGCAAUGCAUUGGAUCCAGAACAUGUCAGAAAUCCAAUCAUUUUCAGACUUAUAACCAGGCAACUAGCAAAGAUUCAUUCGAUUCAUGCUCAUAAUGGCUGGACUCCCAAGCCAAAUCUAUGGUCAAAGCUGGAAAAGUACUUCACUCUUGUGCCCACAGAAUUUGCUGAUGAGUGUUUGCAUGCAAGGUUUAUGACGGAAAUCCCUUGUCUUCACAAGCUUGAACAGGAAUUGGUGUGGAUGAAGGAACACCUGUCUAGUCUUGGUUCCCCAGUAGUGCUCUGCCACAAUGAUUUAUUGUGCAAAAAUAUUAUCUAUAAUGAAAUAAAAGGUCACGUGCGAUUCAUUGAUUAUGAAUAUGCAGGCUAUAACUACCAGGCAUUUGACAUUGGGAACCAUUUCAAUGAAUUUGCAGGUGUAAAUGAAGUUGAUUACAGUUUGUAUCCAGCCAAAAAUGUCCAAUUGCAGUGGCUGAAAUGCUAUCUUGAGGCUUUAAAAGAGUAUAAAGGAAUAAGUACAGAAGUAACUGAUGAGGAAAUUGAAGUACUUUAUUUACAAGUUAAUGUAUUUGCACUGGCUUCCCAUUUCUUCUGGGGUCUUUGGGCACUAAUCCAGGCGAAGUAUUCAACAAUCGACUUUGAUUUUUUGGGGUAUGCAGCCGUGCGAUUCUGCCAAUAUUUCAAAAUGAAGCCUGAAGUUACAAACUUGAAACUUCCUGAAUGACAGCAAUUUUCCCAUUGCUGAAGAACAGAAAACAAGCUGAAUGAAUUGAGUAUGUUGCAAAGUACUGUCAGUACUGGAAUUCUAAUGCUUUCUAAAAUAC